AUGGAGAUUGCUGCCGUCUACGAAGGACUGUCAACCAAGUGGCUUACUGCCUACGACCUUGCUGGCUCAGGCUCGCCAUGUCGCAUUGAGGGCGAACUUGCGGACCUUGUCGUGCUAGGGGAGAUACCGCCAGCUAUUAAUGGCACCUUUUAUCGUGUCAUGUGCGACCCGUUUGUUCCUCCGGACCCUAAUAAUGUGCCAAUCGACGGCGACGGAAAUGUGUCCGCGUUUCGGAUACACGAUGGGCGCGUUGAUAUGAGGCUUAAGUAUAUCGAGACAGAGCGCUACAAACUUGAGCGACGAGCAAAUAAGGCUCUGUUUGGCUUGUACCGAAAUCCUUUCACGCACCACCCAUGCGUUAGGGCAGCUGUCGACUCAACUGCUAACACCAAUCUCGUGUAUUGGGCAAAUCGGCUUCUGGCCCUGAAGGAAGUUGGCCUCCCUUAUGAGAUUGAUCCAGAUACCCUGGAAACACUUUCAUAUGACCCUUUUGGUGAUCAGAUCAAGGCAAAGACCUUUACCGCACACCCCAAGAUCGACCCUUUCUCUGACGAGCUUGUUGUCUUUGGUUACGAGGCUAAGGGACUGGCAACUAAAGAUAUUGUCAUUUACUCCCUCGACAAGGAUGGGAAAAAGCAUGAUGAGCAAUGGAUCGAGUCUCCAUGGUGCUCUUUUAUCCACGACUGCGUCAUUACACCAAACUGGAUAGUGUUAGUCCUGUGGCCCUUUGAGGCUAACUUAGCUCGUCUGAAAGCUGGAAAGCAACACUGGGCCUGGGACUACAACUUACCGGCCACGUUCAUUGCCGUACCCAGACGCAAAAGCACGCCGCUCCCUACUGGAUGGAAACAAGGGGAUUAUAGGGUCUACUCGUGGAAAAAUUGCAUGCCAAUCCAUACUGCUGGCGCAUGGGAAGGGGAAGACGGCAAGAUCUACCUCGAGACAUCGCGCGUCCAUGAUAAUGCUUUCCCAUUUUUCCCUCCAGACGAUGGCCGAAUGCCAGCACCAGAUGCUAAGGCUGAUUUUGUCCGCUGGGAGAUCGACCUGAACCAGCCCACAGGCAGUACGGUGCCCGACCCGUCUAUUAUCUUGGACGUACCGUCUGAGUUCCCUCGCAUUGAUGAGCGCUUCAUGACGCGCAAGUACCGAUACCUCUUCCUCAAUGUCUUCAUGCCCCACACAUCAGAUGGCAAGAAGAAUAUCUUCCAUGGCCUCAACGGACUUGCUAUGCACGACCACGAGACGAACAAGACCCGGUGGUAUUACGCGGGCGAUGACUCGCUGGUUCAGGAGCCGAUAUUCAUUCCGCGUAGUCCAGACGCCCCGGAGGGUGAUGGGUGGGUCAUGGCGAUGGUUGAGCGACGUGCAGCCAAUCGCAACGACCUGGUUGUGCUCGAUACGAAAAACUUCGAGAAGCCUGUAGCUUUUGUACAGCUACCGCUGCAUGUGAAGGCGCAGAUUCAUGGCAAUUGGGUUGAAGGAAGUCAAAGAUCCAAGUCGAAGAGCCUGGUGAGAGAGAUUGGGGAACUCAGCAUUAGUGGCAAGGGCGCGCUGGAGCCUCUAAGUUGA
Molecule: messenger RNA, 1569 nt
Organism: Neoarthrinium moseri
Lineage: Eukaryota; Fungi; Ascomycota; Sordariomycetes; Amphisphaeriales; Apiosporaceae
Exons: 1
Coding region: 1-1569 (522 amino acids)
Biological process (GO): carotene catabolic process
Molecular function (GO): carotenoid dioxygenase activity
Source: RefSeq, a predicted model, not a curated record